This is a messenger RNA of Chironomus riparius, 4005 nucleotides long. NCBI's taxonomy places the organism in Eukaryota, Metazoa, Arthropoda, Insecta, Diptera, Chironomidae. The record is from the annotation of a GenBank genome assembly.
CAAAAAAAUAAUAAUUUUUUCAAAACUAGUAAAAAUAUUAAUUUACUUAUUUUAUCGAUCAUUUAAAAUUGUUAAUAUAAUUGAAAAAGUUUUUUGAUUGUGGGAGAGUUUGAGAUCUAUUCAACGAUGAAUCCUUAUCCAACAGGACAACAGCAAUCUAUGCCACCACAACAACAACAGUGGCAACCAACGACAAACAUUAAUCAACAAAUGGCAAAUAUGAAUUUAGGGCCGCAAAAACCACCACAACAGUUUCAACCUCAGCCAUUAAUUAAUAACAAUAAUCCAUCCCAAAAUAUGAUGCUGCCACCAACAUCAAUUAACAAUAAUAACCAAUUUCCUCAACCACCAAUUAAUGGACUUCAAAAUGGCUCUCAAAUGCCUCCAAUGGCUAAUAAACCACCAUCGACACAAUUUCCUUCAUCAAAUUUACCGCCACAAAACACUUUUCAGGCACCACAAACUCAGCAAUUACCACCAUCAUCUGUUCCUCAAACAAUGCAGCAACAAUUACCCAAUCAACAAGGUCAAAGACCACCAAUUCCGGGCUUGGAAUCAUCAAAUCCCAUGCAGAACAUCCAGAAUGGUCAAAUGCAAGAUGUAGCACAUCCUCAAAUGCCUCCAUUAAAUAAAACUCCACAACCAAUUCAACAACAAACUCCACAAAUGCCACCAGUAAAUCAAUUUCCACAAAAUGUCCCAUUUGUGAAUCAAGCGACAGCUCCUUUGAGCAAUAUGCAGCCACAACAACAGCAGAAUCAAUUUCCUGGCAUGCCUCCAAUGCCACAGCAGCCACAACAACAAUUUCAAGGCAUGCCACCUAUGUCAAAUCAAUCACAACAACCUUUUAUGCAGCAAAGAUCGAUGCCACCAAUGCCAGGACAACAGCCUAUGGUUAAUCAACAACCCAAUAUGUCUGGACAGCCUCCUAUGCCUGGUCAACAGCCUCAUAUGCCUGGUCAACAGCCUCAUAUGCCUGGUCAACAGCCUCCUAUGCCUGGACAGCCUCCUAUGUCUGGUCAACAGCUUCCAAUGCCUGGACAAUUUAAUCAACAAUAUUCGCAGCCUCAAAUGCAGUUUCCAGGAAUGCCAGCACAGCCUCCAUUUCAAUCACCCGGAGCAAAUAGGAAUAUUAAUCAGCCUCCACAAAUGGGCUAUCAACAACAACAACAGCCUGGAUAUCCAACAAGUCCAAUGCAAGCUGCAGCUCCUCAAAAACGUUUAGAUCCAGAUCAAAUGCCUAAUCCAAUUCAAGUAAUGGCUGAAAAUCAGCGAGCAUGUGGAGGUGUCUUUUCGACAUUACAAAUUGGACAAGUUCCUCCUUUAGUGACGACACAAUUCAUUUCACAAGAUCAAGGAAAUUCUGGACCUAGAUUUAUGCGAUCAACAUUGUAUAACAUUCCGGCAAAUACGGACAUGAUGAAACAGAGUGCAAUUCCUUUCGCAUUAAUUAUUAGUCCAUUCGCAAAAGCUGUCGAACAAGAAAUGGCACCGCCAAUUGUUGAUUUUGGUGAAAUUGGACCAAUAAGAUGCGUUCGCUGUAAAGCUUAUAUGAGUCCCUACAUGCAAUUUGUCGAUGCUGGAAGAAGAUUUCAAUGUCUAUUGUGUAAAGCAACAACGGAAGUUCCAGCUGAAUAUUUUCAACAUUUGGAUCAUACAGGUCAGCGUGUAGAUAAAUAUGAACGUCCUGAACUGGUUUUGGGAACUUAUGAAUUUGUUGCAACAAAGGACUAUUGUAGAAAUAAUACUCUACCAAAACCUCCAGCAAUGAUUUUUGUAAUUGAUGUUUCAUACAAUAAUGUAAAAUCCGGUUUAGUUCACCUUUUAUGCUCACAAAUGAAGCGAAUAAUCAAAAAUUUACCCGUCGAUCAGGGCCAGACGAAGUCGAAAAUGCGUGUCGGGUUUAUUACUUAUGAUAAAUCAGUUCAUUUCUAUAAUAUUAAAAGCACAUUAGCUCAACCACAACAGCUUGUUGUUGGCGAUAUUCAUGAAAUGUUUAUGCCAUUAUUAGAUGGAUUUUUGGCAGAUCCAGACGAAUCGGAGGAUGUAAUUGAUCAAUUAAUGGAACAGAUUCCUAAAAUGUACGGAGAAACUCGUGAAACAGAAACUAUCUUAAUGCCAGCAAUUCAAGCCGGUUUGGAAGCUUUAAAAGCUUCAGAAUGUGCUGGAAAAUUACUCGUGUUUCACUCAACAUUGCCUAUUGCUGACGCUCCAGGCCAACUUAAAAAUCGUGACGAUAGAAAAUUGUUAGGAACUGAAAAGGAAAGAACUGUAUUGACACCACAAAAUAAUAUUUAUAAUAAUUUGGGUCAAGAUUGCUGUCAUGCAGGAUGUACAGUCGAUUUAUUCUUAUUCAAUAAUGCAUAUAUCGAUUUAGCAACAAUUGGGCAAGUCUCGAGAUUAACGGGAGGAGAAGUUUAUAAAUAUACAUAUUUCCAAUCGGAUAUUGAUGGCGAGAGAUUAGUUGCUGAUAUCUGCAAAAAUGUCAAUCGACCAGUGGCUUUUGAUACUGUUAUGAGAGUAAGAACAUCGACAGGAACCAGACCAACAGAUUUUUAUGGUCACUUCUUCAUGUCAAAUACAACUGACAUGGAAAUUGCAGGAAUUGAUUGUGACAAGUCAGUUGCUGUAGAAAUAAGACAUGACGAUAAGCUGCCACCAGAAGAUAAUGUUUAUGUUCAAGUUGCAUUACUUUAUACAUCUUGCGGAGGACAGAGGAGACUACGUAUAUUAAAUCUUGCAUUGAAGACAUGCACACAAUUAGCUGAUUUAUUCAGAAGUUGCGAUCUUGACACACUAACUCUGUUCCUUGCCAAGCAAGGAAUCUCUCGAUUAUUAGAGCACUCACCGAAAGUCUUUAGAGAUAAUAUAGUGAAUCGUGCUGCACAAAUUCUUGCAUGUUAUAGAAAACAUUGUGCAUCACCAACUUCAGCUGGUCAAUUAAUUUUACCAGAAUGUUUGAAACUAUUACCACUUUAUAUUUCGUGUUUGUUGAAGAAUGAUGCAUUUUCUGGUGGUUCAGACAUUACACUCGACGAUCGCUCAUACGCAAUGUAUUUUGUCUGUACGAUGGAUUUGCCAACUUCUGUUAUAUUCUUUUAUCCACGUUUAAUACCUAUUCAUAAUGUUGUCGCAGAAGAAAAUACAAUUCCUGCAGCUAUCCGUUGUACGAUUGACAAAAUGUCUGAUGAUGGUGCUUAUAUUUUAGAUAAUGGAGUGUACAUGUUCUUGUGGCUUGGAAUUGGACUUUCGACAGAAUUUACGCAAUCUGUGUUUGGUGCACAAUGCACACAACAAAUUGACACAGAAAGAAGUGGAUUGCCUGUGUUUGACAAUCCAUUGUCGAAGAGAAUACGUGGCAUUGUUGAGACAAUACAAAAGGAAAGAACACGGUGCAUGAGAAUUGCACUCGUUCGUCAGAGAGAUAAGCUUGAAUCGGUUUUGCGACACUUUUUGAUUGAGGAUCGUGGAACGAAUGGCUCGGACAGUUAUGUAGACUUCCUGUGUUUCAUGCAUAAAGAAAUUAGGUCACUUUUAAGCUAGUAUGAUUUACAGAAGGAGUGUCAAAAAUAUGUUAAAAAUUCUUAUUCCAAGUAUGAUGAUGAUUGUCGCAGUUAUUCACAAAUGAGAACUAAAAAUAUGCGAUAUCGAAAAUUAAUUGGGAAAUGGUAACAAAUAAGUUAUGCUUUAUAUUAUUAUUAUUACUUUUUCUUCAAAAUUUAUGCUAUUACAAUAAUUGAUAUAUUUUAUAUUAAUGUUUAAGUAUUUUUUUUUUCUCCUUAUGAUUAUUAUUAUUUUUGAUGAUCCUUUAUAUUGCAUACUGAUAAAGUUUUUAAUGAAAUUAACAAAUAUUUUUGACAGUUUGUAACUGUAAAGAUUUCGGCAAAUUUAUUUUCGUUUUAAAAUGCGAAUUAAAAAAUUAUAUGAAUAUCAAACUUUAUUUUAAUUCUAUUUAUAAUGAACAUUUAAUAAUUUUACAUCAACAACAGCAAAACAACAUAUAAU